AGCCCACUAAUAAACCGGACGAAUACUCUUCCACGGGCUCACUACCGUGCGCGGCUAUAUAAGCUGAGAUUCCGACGCGAACGUCUUUCUAAACCCUACCCGACUCCGCCGCCGCCCGCCGCUCCGCCUCAGCGCAUAGCCCGCCGCGACCUCAUCGAUCACCUUCAACUUUCAAUCAUGGCGGACGUCGAUGUCGAACCGGAGGUUGCCGCCGGAGCUCCCAAGAAGAGGACGUUCCGCAAGUACAGCUACCGCGGCGUCGACCUAGAUGCGCUUCUCGACAUGUCCACGGACGACCUCGUCCAGCUCUUCCCCGCGCGCGCCAGGAGAAGGUUCCAGAGGGGUCUGAAGAGGAAGCCCAUGGCGCUCAUCAAGAAGCUGCGCAAGGCGAAAAAAGAUGCUCCUGCUGGUGAGAAACCAGAGCCAGUCAAGACACAUCUCCGUAACAUGAUCAUUGUCCCUGAGAUGAUUGGAAGCAUUGUUGGUGUCUACAACGGCAAGACCUUCAACCAGGUUGAGAUCAAGCCUGAGAUGAUCGGCCACUACCUUGCUGAGUUCUCCAUCUCCUAUAAGCCGGUCAAGCAUGGCAGGCCCGGUAUCGGUGCCACCCACUCCUCGCGGUUUAUUCCUCUGAAAUGAGCUGUUACCCGGCUCUGUAGUCUCCCAAGAGUCAGUUGGCAAUGUUCGUUCAGCUUUUCUACUUGUUUUGAACAAGUUAAAUGCCCAAGAUAUUUUGUUUUGUUCCAUUCCAGCUCAAGAAUUCAAAGCUAAGCAUUGCACAAUUAUGCUGUUUUGUUGGAAGUUUUUGAGUUAAUCAUAUCUAAGCUGAGUUGCUAUUUUGGGUUGUUUA
Zea mays is the source of this 850-nucleotide messenger RNA. Its product is annotated as 40S ribosomal protein S15. Gene Ontology annotation, molecular function: RNA binding; structural constituent of ribosome. NCBI's taxonomy places the organism in Eukaryota, Viridiplantae, Streptophyta, Magnoliopsida, Poales, Poaceae. Bases 178 to 639 code for a protein of 153 amino acids. The record is from RefSeq and is a predicted model, not a curated record. The transcript is spliced from 4 exons. Gene Ontology annotation, biological process: ribosomal small subunit assembly; translation. Gene Ontology annotation, cellular component: cytosolic small ribosomal subunit; ribosome.